Molecule: messenger RNA, 2007 nt
Organism: Colletotrichum godetiae
Lineage: Eukaryota; Fungi; Ascomycota; Sordariomycetes; Glomerellales; Glomerellaceae
Exons: 1
Coding region: 1-2007 (668 amino acids)
Source: RefSeq, a predicted model, not a curated record
AUGUCGACACCUUCGCCGCAAGAUCCCAUCUCUCGAGUUGACCCCAACAAGCUUGACGCUGUUCGUAGAAAGUAUGCAGAAGAAGCCGAGAAGAGACUUAGGCCAGAAGGCUCCGCACAGUUUCAACCCCUCAACGAAGCAUCAGAGGAUCGACUUCACUCACUUCUCGAAGAUCCAUGGGCAGAUCACGCAGUAUUGAAUACUAAGCCAUCGCCAUUUCGCAACACCAGGCACACUCGUUUCUUUAUCUUGGGAGCUGGAUUUGGAGGGCUUCUAUACGCGGUAAACCUCAUCAAAUCCGGCGUCGCAACCGCAGACGAGAUCUCAAUCGUCGAUGCCGCUGGCGGCUUUGGCGGGACUUGGUACUGGCACCGGUAUCCUGGGCUGCACUGCGACCUCGAGAGUUACUGCUACCUGCCUCUGCUUGAGGAGACUGGAUACAUUCCAACCAAAAAAUACGCCCCUGCCUCAGAAAUCAGACAGUAUGCGGAGCUCAUUGCGUUGCGAUGGAAGCUUGACGACAAGGCUCUGUUUCGCUCUGAUGUGCAGAGCUUGCAGUGGGAUGAUGACAGGGAGCUCUGGAAUAUUAGUCUCUCUGAGAGACGUGGUCCGGGAGAACCUGCAAUUCAACAAAAAGUCAAGGCGCAGUAUGUUUACCUAGCUGCGGGCGUUCUUACAAAGCCACAAGUCCCCAAGAUUCCCGGUCUGCUUUCCUACAAAGGGGACAUAUUCCACACUUCUAGGUGGAACUACGAUGUCACCGGUGGAUCUCAAGAGGAUCAAACACUCACGGGCUUGAGAGACAAAAGAGUCGCAAUAGUCGGCACGGCUGCGACUGCCAUAGGAGCAAUUCCUACGCUGGCCAAGUUCGCCAAGGAAUUGUACGUGGUCCAGCGAACACCGGCCUACGUCAAGGAGCGCGGUCAACAAGAAACUGACUCCGAAACGUUUAAAGCUACUGUCGCGAGCAAGAAAGGAUGGCAGUUUGAGAGGCAGAUCAACUUGAACCGACACAUGACCAACGCCGUGCUGCCAGGUCAACCUAAUCUGGUGAAAGAUGGCUGGACUGACAUGCCUGCUUACUCCGCCGUCAUGGGAUCACCCGCUCACGGCAUCGUCAACCCUUCCCCAGAAGAGCAAGACCGAAGAGCGACCUGGUUUCACGCCUUGGACUUGCCGCAUAUGGAAGGCGUGCGCGCUCGUGUCAGCAGCAUCGUCAAGGAUGAAGAUACCGCUGAGAAAUUGAAGCCCUGGUACCCCUCUUGGUGCAAACGUCCAACAUUCAGCGAUGAGUAUCUAGAAACUUUCAAUGAGCCACACGUACACCUCCUCGACACGAACGGCAAGGGCCCAUCUAACGCCACAGAGAAGGGCAUCGUCGUCGCCGGCCAGGAGUAUCCCGUCGAUGUCAUCAUCUUCAGCACAGGGUAUUCCGUUACCGGUGGUCGUACGGGAGGCAGCCCAGCGGAACGAGUCGGUAUCGAGGUUCUCGGCCGCAAUGGUCUCUCGAUGGAUGACAAGUGGCGACGCAACGGCGCUGCCACGCUACACGGAUAUCUCACAAACAAGUUUCCCAACCUCUUUUUCUCCGGUACGUCUCAAGGCACCAUCACGGGGAACAAUGUGUUCAUGCUGGGCCUCAUUGCUCGACAUGUCACGUACAUCAUUUCCGAGGCCGAGAGACGAGUGGGACCUGGUCAAAGGGCCAUCAUCGAGGUGACGCGAGAGGCAGAGGAGCAGCAUAGUCAAGAGGUUGCGAAGAGGGCCCCGUUCUUUUCGUCGCUUGCGGGAUGUACUCCGGGAUAUUUUAACGGACACGGACAAGCGGCCUCAGAAGACCCGAAGGAGAGGGCAAAGCAGGCACGCGGAGUCGUGUGGGCUGAGGGAACAGUGUCGUUCUUGGAGUACAUCGGGAGGUGGAGGAACGAGGGCAAAUUAGAAGGGAUAUCCGUCUCUGCGAGACCUAGGGCUGCGUCGAAUGGCGCGGAGAGGGUUUCUAAGAUUUGA